AUGGGCAAGAAGCGGCGCAACGACGCGGGAGAUGACGAGGAGGAAUGGGGUGCUGGAGCCAGGGCACUCAAGGCUCAGACCGGUGGCAGUAAAGAGGACAUCGGCAAGCGCGAGGACAAGUGCAGGGCGCACCUUAAGCAGCUCAACAAACAAUGGGUAAAAACCCAGAUGUCGAGCCGGCCGGUGAAGUCGUGGGCCAAGGGUGUCGAGGACUACCUCAAGCACAUCGCCGAGAUCAAAUCGGAGUUCAAGGAUGUGCUGGAGGCUCACACAAACGGCGUGGCCCCCGCGCCCGCGCCCACUGCCCCAUCCCUCUUCGGCGGUGCGACGACCACCACCGCCGCACCCGCGUCGUCCCCGGCGCCCUUGUUCGGCACGUUCACGGCACCCGCGGGCCCGGCGGCGACGUCAUCGCUCGCCUUCCCCGAGGCUGCCAACAACCCGUUCACUCUGAAGCCGUCAUCGACGCCGCUCUUUGGCGCCGCGUCCACGCCCGCGGCAGGAUCCGCCCCCGCGCCGGCGUUCGGUGGGUUCGGCGGUGGUUUCGGCGGUGGUUUCGGCGGUGGGUUCGGCGCGACGCCCUCACCUUUGACCAUACCCCCCAGCACUCCGGAGGGUAACGAGGACGAGGACGAGGAGCAGAGGCCGCCGAGCCCGAGCUUCAAGGAGAAGGAGCGCGACGAGAAUGACACAGAGGAGUGCCUGAUGAAGUGCAAGGUCAAGUUCUUCACCAAGAAGGAGGCCACAGACCCGUGGGGCGAUCACGGCGUGAACCACUUGGAGCUGCUCAGGGAGAAGGUGGCGAGCGACGGGAAGACGAAGAAGGCCCGCAUCGUCUGCCGCAAUAGCAUUGGAAAGGCUGUGCUCAACGCGGGCCUGUACAAGGGCAUGUCAAAACCGCUAGUGACGGAGAAGAAGAAACCGGACGGGUCCAUGGCGAAGAACGGGGUCAUUCUCCCUCUGUACAACGCGGCGGAGGAGAUGGUUAAGAAGAUCACGAUGUUUCGACUGGGCAAGCCCGAUGACGUGGAGAUGCUCAACAGACUCAUCACCGAAAGCGUAGCCACCCUCUGA
Molecule: messenger RNA, 1074 nt
Organism: Micromonas commoda
Lineage: Eukaryota; Viridiplantae; Chlorophyta; Mamiellophyceae; Mamiellales; Mamiellaceae
Exons: 2
Coding region: 1-1074 (357 amino acids)
Biological process (GO): intracellular transport
Source: RefSeq, a predicted model, not a curated record